Colletotrichum acutatum is the source of this 682-nucleotide messenger RNA. RefSeq lists its product as uncharacterized. The record is from RefSeq and is a predicted model, not a curated record. The transcript has a single exon. Bases 161 to 562 code for a protein of 133 amino acids. Lineage: Eukaryota; Fungi; Ascomycota; Sordariomycetes; Glomerellales; Glomerellaceae.
CAAACGAUGGUAUCAAAGCGGGGAGGAGUAACACGACGAUGGAAAGAGACACAUUCCGUCAUAAAUCCAAAUCUUGAAAUCGCCCUAGAAAAACGGGGAACACAAACACCAUUCAUUGCACUGCGGGGGACGUUUGCACAAUUACGAUGGAGGUGGUGAGAUGUCAACUUCUGCUCGGCUAGACAAGCGAGGAGGCGAGCUUUCCACGAUACGCCUUUCUUCUUUCUUCCACACUUCCGCUGUCACGGUGGGAAGGGAAAGGCAAAGAACGUGUGGUGUGCAGCGGUGGUGGGGUGAUUUCGUUCGGCCGGCCGGGGGGGGGGGGGCCCAGCGAAGUAGACGGCAUAGGGGAUCUGGCACUUUUUUUUUUCUCUUUUCACUUUUGUUACCGGCGGGACGGACCGGGGAAACGUCAUGGUGUCACGCCAGAGCGGAGCUGGUGUCGCCAGGUCGGUCGUCGUCAGAUAGUUUUGCGUGGGGUUCUCUCGGUUCGCUUCCCCCAACUGGGGCUUGGCGUCGUACCGAAAUCUCACGAUGGGGGAGUGGAGUUUGUGUGGUGUGACAUUGACGAUAGGUAACCCGUUCACUCGCGACGGAAAGCUUCAGUGUUCUUGUCCAUCGUGUAAUCGAGCUGGAGUGGGGGUGUCUUCUUCCCUCUCUCGGGUUUUUUUUUCUUUAGCAU